AUGGAAGCCGCCGAUCAUUAUCCGCUGCGCACAGCAUUCCAAGAUACCACAGUCCUGGAAGGACAGCCAUCUGUCCAGGACCUCUCAUUGUCCAUGCUCCUGGAAGGAAGUAAUGUCUGGUUGAAGAUUAGGAGUGAUGACUUCUGCGUCACUUAUAUCAACGGUCAUAGGAGCGAGCUAGAGGAGAAGUCUUUCAAAAUGGAGAAUGAAGCGGUCUGGGUGUCAGAUUGUACCUCCUCCCUCGUGGAACCAGCCAGUGUCUGUGAACCCGGUGAAACUAGCCCUAGCGUGGUAAACUGCCCUAGGGCGUUUACCCCAAAUCCCACGGGUUUUUUUUGUCAACAAUCAGAUAGGGUUUCUAAGGACCAUGUUGGUCGCCGAGAGAUCGGAUUAUCCUUUGGUUUGUUUCGCCGCUCGCAGGCCGCCAUCAGGCGCGCGGCCAUCAAUUGGUAUUAUUAUUGUAUACUUUGUACUUUCUCUUCCUCUCUUGGCAGCGGUUCAACGGCUAGUGAACUAUGCCGUAGAUUCUUGAUUGCUAAGCAAGAUAACGUGUCCCUCCGCAUGCUUGAAGAGGUUCAACUACGUGAUCUCGACCCGGGAAAAGCAGGCCUCGGUGGAAACCUUGGAACGGUGGAAACAGCGUAA
Messenger RNA from Histoplasma mississippiense, 645 nucleotides. RefSeq lists its product with no specific name. The record is from RefSeq and is a predicted model, not a curated record. NCBI's taxonomy places the organism in Eukaryota, Fungi, Ascomycota, Eurotiomycetes, Onygenales, Ajellomycetaceae. The coding region runs from base 1 to 645 and encodes 214 amino acids. The transcript has 5 exons.